Gadus chalcogrammus (walleye pollock) is the source of this 5255-nucleotide messenger RNA. RefSeq names its product structural maintenance of chromosomes 5 (gene smc5). Gene Ontology annotation, cellular component: Smc5-Smc6 complex. Gene Ontology annotation, molecular function: ATP binding; ATP hydrolysis activity. Bases 1119 to 4370 code for a protein of 1083 amino acids. Gene Ontology annotation, biological process: double-strand break repair via homologous recombination. Lineage: Eukaryota; Metazoa; Chordata; Actinopteri; Gadiformes; Gadidae. The transcript has 24 exons. The record is from RefSeq and is a predicted model, not a curated record.
GGGGCAUGGUCUAUAAAUAGAAUAACCUAAGCGUUGUUUUACAUUCGUGCGGGAGUGAAUGGAGUAUGCUGUGUUGCGGUGUCUGUCUGUCUGUCUGUAUGUCUGUAUGUCUGUGAGAGCGUAAAUGAGUGCUUUUGUUUGUCUCUAUGUAUUUAAAACCUACACACUGAUCUUAUUUGAUCGACCCGGAUUCAGCCUUGGUCCGACGUCGAGAUGAUAAAACGAUGCUUGCUAGCCUCUAAGGCGAUGUGCGUACGAGAUCCAAACUCCAGGGCUUCCACACGAAGUUGUGGUCAGACGUGAUGAUUUGAUCAGAUAUACUAGUCUUGAGUGGACUUGACUAAUCCUCAAGUUUCACAACAGACCAUGAGUAUAGAAGCGAUUCUGAUCUAACCACAGUCUGAGGAAGUCCUGCUUAUUUUUGACUCGUUAGUUCUCUGAAACUACGAGGAAGCUUUAAUUCACCUCAUCCGAAACUAUGUUUUCCAAACCAAGGAUCGGAAAGACAAAGGCCUCAGUGAAAAGGCGUCAACGUCUUUCUGUCCUCCGUUAAAAGGAUCAACAGAAAACGAAUGUCGGCUUAAUAUCUUUGUUGAGUACAAGAAACCAUUACAAUUGUGAUGACUGAAUACAAUGCACACAACCAGCAUGCUUUCACUUGAAUCAAACUUUAAAUGUGAUUAAUGUUAACUUUUCUACUUGGUCGUUUGGUACACACAAAUAAAAUGGAGAAUAUUGUAGAUGAUAAUACCCAACCCACCCUGAUAGUUUCGGUAUGUGUUGUGAUUGUUGCCUUCCCAAGACCAGCUCUAACAUAAUAGCUCUCAUCCACAUACGGAGGUAUGUUUGGCUAGCCUACAUCCUCACAUUAAACUAGCGCGUAGCAUUUAUUGUCGGUCUAUAUGGUUUGACACAUUAUAUUUGAUAUGAUGUAAAGUAUUAAAACGAGUAAAAUACGAGUUUGUUGCUUUGAUUCUUUGACUAGAAUAUCCUGUACUUUCCAUACACACGUGACAAGGUUUGAUCCAAUCACAAGCCGAGCACGUCUUAAGGAAGGCGGGAAUGGAACGGUGUCGCUGCGUUCUGCGUAGUUUGCCCCCCCCGAACACGCCUGUACUAUGGCAGACCGCAGCAAAAGACAGAGAAUUAGUCGGGCCGCUUCCACCUCUCAAGUAACCAACAAUGUGCCACCUAUGUUCGGUGGUAGCCAGCCUGACGCCCGGGUUGCCAGUGAUGGUGAACCGGGUCGUUUUGUUGAAGGUUCCAUACUUCGUAUUGCGAUGAAUAACUUCCUAACCUAUGAACUCGCUGUCGUUAACCCGGGAGCUAACCUCAAUAUGAUUGUGGGGGCCAACGGAACCGGCAAGUCCAGCAUUGUGUGUGCCAUAUGUCUUGGUUUGGCUGGUAAGACUGCCCUCCUGGGUAGAGGAGAUAAGAUUGGGCUCUUUGUGAAGCGGGGAUGCAGUAGAGGAUCGAUUGAGAUUGAAUUGUACAAGAAUGGCGGUAAUGUGGUGAUAAACAGAGAGAUCAGCACAGAGAACCUGUCUCAAUGGACGCUGAAUGGAAAAUCCUGCAGUCAGAAGGUAGUGGAGGAAGAAGUCAAAGCCCUUCAAAUCCAAGUCAGCAACCUCUGUCAGUUCCUUCCCCAGGAGAAAGUGGGCGAGUUUGCAAAGAUGUCCAGGAUAGAGCUUCUGGAGGCCACCGAGAAGUCCGUGGGGCCACCAGAGAUGUACACGUACCACUGUGAGCUGAAGAACUUUCGUGGCAGAGAGAGAGAACUCGAGAAUACUGUGAAUGAGAAGGCUGCCUUUCUUGAAAGGGCGAAGCAGAAAAACGAGAGCAACAAGCUUGACAUGAAUCGCUACUAUGAGAAGAAGAGACAUCUGGACAUGAUCGAAUUGCUUGAGAAGAAGAAACCAUGGGUGGAGUUCGAAGCGGUUCGUAAAGAGCACGAGUCUGUGAAGACGGAACGGGAGGAGGUGAAGAAGCGUCUGUCCAGUCUGAAGCAGACCCAUGGUCCCAUGCUGAAGAAGAUCCAGCUGAUCAACAACCAACUGGAGCCGAUCGAGGCCCAGAUAAAGACCAAGACCAUCGACAUCAAAGAAGCCGCACGGAAGUGCAAAGCUAGACAGGACCAAUUGGACAGAAAGCAAAAAGAGAUCGACGACAUCAAGCAAGCUCUGAACCUGAAGCACACGGAGAAGGUGGACGAGGAGAAGCGCAUCGCCAACACCAAGACCAUCAUCGACGACCUGCAGAAGGAGCUCGCCACCGUGGGCGAGCAGCCAGACGUGUCAGCGCGUAUAGACGCCAUCAGCGUGGAGCUGAGGGGCCACCAGGAGGAGCGGGCCAGGUUGGACGGGGAGAAAUCAGACAUCCGCAGGGAGAAGGACAACAUGGUCGCAGAGUCCAAAAUGUUUACGAGGAGGCUGAACGACAUGAACAACAUGAUGAAGGCCAAGGAGGACAAGCUGAAGGUUCGCCACAAGGACACUUUCACCGCCAUCCAGUGGCUGCGGCAGAACCGACAGCUCUUCAGCGGGAACGUGCACGAGCCCAUGCUGCUAGUGCUCAAUGUGAAGGACCCUCGCUUUGCUAAGUACGUGGAGACUCACAUCGCCUUUAAUGACCUGCGGGGCUUUUUGUUCGAGAAGAGGGAGGACAUGGAGGCCUUCAUGAAAGAGGUGCGUGACAAAUUAAAACUGAGGGUGAACUCCAUCCUGGCCCCGGCAGUGUCUUGUGCCAACAAGCAACCGUCUCGACCAAUCGAGUCUCUCAAGCGCUUUGGGUUCUACUCCUACCUGCGUGAGAUGUUUGACGCCCCGACUGAUGUGGUCAGCUACCUGUGCCACCAGUACAACAUGCACGACGUUCCCGUGGGAACGGCCCAAACCAAAGCCAUGAUUAAUAAGGUCAUCGAGGAGCCUUACCUGAAGCUCAUCUACACGGCGGAUGAGCGGUAUGUGGUCAAGAAGUCGAUCUACUCCAACCACGUCAGCACUAACAACUCGCAGCUCCGGCCCUCCAAGUUCCUAACCAUCUCGGUGGACGCCGAGGAGAAAGGCCAAGUGGAGCAGCAGAUCCAGAACUGCGAGAGGAAGAUCAAGGACCUGAAUGAGCGUCUGGCAGGGCUGCAGGAGAACUUCUCCACCCUGGAGGGCCGGGACAACGAGCUAAGGAACGAGAAAAAGGGGCUGGUGGAGCAGAAGGGCAAGAAGAGGCAGCUGGAGCAGAAGAUCGCCACCAAGUUGGACAGUCUUCAACAAAUCGAGAAGAAUCGUGUCGACCUGAAGAAAUUGGAGGAAGACACCAAAACCAAAAUCGGUGCGGUCAAUGCCCAGAAGGUGGCCAUAAUGGUUGAAGUUAUGGACCAAAUUAAGCUGAGAGCCAGCCUGAGUAUGCUGAAGGUUCACCUUACACUGCAGACUCUGGGUCUCACUGCUGAGAAGACCCACCUGGAGGGGAGCUGUAAAGACAGACAAGCGGAGCUCAGGAUGUUGGAAGAUGCCUUCACUCGCCUGGACACGAAGAAGAACCAGCUGCAUGAGAGGUGCAAGGGCCUGAUGAGGAGCGCCCAGACCAUAUGCAAUAUGGGAGCAGCAGGGACGGUGCCUGCGGAGCUAAAGGUGGCCUUCAGCACGCUGCCUGACACCAUGGAGGAGCUGGACGCCCUGCUGAACGAGGAGUGCUCCAGGGCAGAGGGCUUCACUGGAAUCAGAGAAAACGUGGUGGAGGAGUACAACAGGAGAGAAGUGGAAAUCCAGAACCUGGAGAAGGAGCUGGGCGAUCAGAGCGAAGCCCUGAACACCUACAGAAUGAACAUGUCUGAGGCUAAAGAGCGCUGGCUGAACCCUCUAAGAACGCUGAUUUGUCAGAUCAACGAGAGGUUCGGCGAGUACUUCCGCUCGAUGCAGUGCGUGGGGGAGGUGGACCUCCAUUCAGAAAAGGAGGAAGAGUACGAUAAGUAUGGGAUCCGCAUCCGGGUGAAGUUCCACAACAGCACAGAGCUGCAUGAGCUGACGGCGCACCACCAGAGCGGGGGGGAGCGCAGCGUCUCCACCAUGCUCUACCUCAUGGCCCUGCAGGAGCUCAACCGCUGCCCCUUCAGGGUGGUGGACGAGAUCAACCAGGGAAUGGACCCCAUCAACGAGCGGAGGGUCUUUAAUAUCGUGGUCCGCACGGCGUGCAAGGAGACCACCUCACAGUACUUUUUCAUAACUCCAAAGCUCCUCCAAGACCUCCAGUAUGCCGAGGAGAUGACUGUGCUCUGCAUCCAUAACGGACCUCAGAUGCUGUCGCCGGGGGAUUGGGACGAGAAGGCCUUCCUUAGACGCAUCGCCCGGAGGAAGAAUCGCACCAAACCAGAAUAAAUACUUGAAACUUUGUAUUCCAGGAAAACGUAUGCAUGAAAAUGUAUGCAGUGUCCCCACGUUCCUAUUAGAAGUUAUUUAUGUUGAGCCUUUUCUGUUAUUAUUGACUGAUGAGUUUACAAUUCUGUGUACAUUUGAUGGACAGUAAUCGUCUUUUGGUUUCAUUCUGAACAACACCUCGUUCCAGUGGUGUCUGAGGUUAAUAACGAGCGUUACAAACAUGGCAUCUUGAGAAGGAAUUUAUUUCGCCUCCUCCACUAUCCACCUCCCCAUGGUUGUAGUUUUACAGCCUGGGAGGGGCCUUCAGGUGGAGUAGAAGCCCCCGUCGUGUUUCCUCGAGUAGCCCCUGUUUGCGUUAUGGUGGGACUCUUGGGGAGGGGAAAAAUAUUGUUGUAAUAAAGGAAAGGAUUAACAUGGCACCCAUGUGUUUUUCAAGUAUGGAACAGCCUAGUUGACUAAUUUAUUUCAUUGUUCCUUUGGUUUGCUCUGAUGAUCUGCACUUUUGUUUGUUAAUAAACAGUUUUGUUCAUAAUCAUAUUGUUAAUUCAUUACCACUGGAGUUCACCAGCUGUAGAUGAGUUUGACCAUGUAUAUCAUCUCACCUAUGGUUCCUUUGAUGCUGUAAAUGGAGCACUUCUGGGGGGUUAUCCACACCCUGAUGCUGUCGUUUUUAAGAUUCUUUUGCUGGAUUUCUUGCUUUUCACGUUCUUUUAGUGUCCUCCUGUUGGUUUACAUUAAAUAUGAGCGCAUCAAAGUGAUUUUCAUUUGGGGAGGUAAUACAGUCAUGGAUGGAUGUAAUUAGCAUAUUCCUGUUGGCCACCUAAUGUCGCCUGAGACGGUCUCCGGCUGGUACAAGGUCUGGUUCCUGGUGCGGAGGAAGUCUUC